Molecule: messenger RNA, 3504 nt
Organism: Lodderomyces oxycetoniae
Lineage: Eukaryota; Fungi; Ascomycota; Pichiomycetes; Serinales; Debaryomycetaceae
Gene: TAF145
Product: Taf145p
Exons: 1
Coding region: 1-3504 (1167 amino acids)
Biological process (GO): transcription by RNA polymerase II; RNA polymerase II preinitiation complex assembly
Cellular component (GO): transcription factor TFIID complex
Molecular function (GO): histone acetyltransferase activity; RNA polymerase II general transcription initiation factor binding; RNA polymerase II general transcription initiation factor activity
Source: RefSeq, a predicted model, not a curated record
AUGGGGCAUAGUAUUGAAGAGGAUGACCAAAUCGAUAGCGCAUUAAUCAGCCAAUAUGUAAACGGCAACGAUAUACCGAAUGAUCAAAUUAUUGAUACUAUUCUUUCGGAGAAGAAAACUUUACACGCCGAUGAUGCUAUCGACUAUGAGGAUAUUGACGAGCUAGCCGAUGACGAGUUGCCCGAGGAGGAAACCUCGACAAAAACCCACGUUGGCGGAGAAAACAAAGAGGGAGUUGCUGCUGGCGGUGAUGGAAGUGAUGACGAUGAUGACGACGAUGACGACGACGACGAUGAGUUUGAAGAACUUGUUACAGAUGCUGCAACAAGGGAAACGAAUGUGUUUGACAGUUUAAACGGAGUUGACGAAGGGAAAGCACAGGCAUUUGCAGAAGAUCAAUUCGAUGAGAUAUUUGGCAAUAUGGACGAAGUAGAUAACGACCAUUUCAACAAUCUCGAGUCUAAUCAGUUGAUUGAAGAGGAGGACCACGGCGAGCUAAACGGCUUGGAAGCUAUAUUUAAGAAAGAAGAAGAUGAGGAGGAGGAAGAAGAUGAGGAGACAAAGAGGCGAAACGAAGAAAAAGAAUUACAGAGAAAGGAAAAAAGAGCAAAAUUGAUUGGUGUAAUUGAGAAGCUAGAAAAGCGACGAACAAAGCGAACCAUCAAAUACUACUUCCCCACAUACUCGCGACAUAAGUUUUUAGACUUUCACAGACUUUUUGCACCAAUACCAAAGUACUAUAGAUAUGCCAAGCCGCCGAUUUGGUUCAACAAAAUUCGCAAGACAUUAGUCCCAAUAAAACAGACUAUAGAACUAGAUGUUGAUCAAAGAAAAGUGUUUAAGCAAGCUUAUUCAUCAACCAGCAAUCCUCGUAGGAAUAAUAACAUAUCAACAAUAACUCAAUCAGAUUUGGAAUUCAUCAGAAACUUUGAACAAAAAAGCUCCUCAAUAGACUCAUUCAUUAAGCGACUGGAGUUUUUACAACGCGAUUGGCUAAACGAUGAUAGAUUUCAAGAUUUUUCCAAGGAUUUGAUCUUGUCAACAACAGAUUGGGAUGACGAUGCUAUUUUGAAUGCAGGAGAUAGCACUUAUUCAGUAAAACCGAUUAAACCUUUAGAUUUCAGAUACUCUUUGGAAGAACAGGAAAACCUAUCUGAUGAAGAUAUUUUCGAUGGACAAAUCAAGGUUGAUAAAUUAAAGCUAGAUAUGAAUGAUCCAAACUUGUUGUUUGUGCCGGAAAAAAAGAAAUCACAAGCCAAUGGACUGCUCAAUCAGACAAAAGCAUCAUUAUUGGAGACAAGGUUCAAUAUAUCCAACGACGACGAAUACGAGUUAUUGCGAAAGAACUACAAUACAAAACAACGUUCACAGUUGAGUAACUUGAACAUUGAACAUUCAGUACCGGCGAUGAGGCUACAGACUCCUUACUACAAAGUGAAACUUUCCAAGUCGGAUGCGAGAUCUUUCCAUAGGCCAACAUUCAACAUUAGACCAGGUACGUUGAUGAGCUUUGUAAAGUUGAAACUAAGAAAGAGAAAAAAGGACAAGGGCAAGUCAUUACAUGAAGUGUUUUCCAAAACUACUGAUCUCACUUCUGUGGAUACAGCUAAUCUUGUUGCUCUUGAGUAUUCCGAGCAGUACCCACCUAUUUUGUCUAAUUUUGGGAUGGGUUCUAAAUUGAUUAAUUAUUACCGAAAAGAGAGAGCUGAUGAUCUGUCGCGACCAAAAGCGCAAGUUGGCGAAACACACGUUUUGGGUGUCGAGGACAGGUCGCCAUUUUGGAACUUUGGAGAAGUGGCUCCUGGUGACUUUGUGCCGACCUUGUACAACAAUAUGGUACGGGCGCCGAUUUUCAAACACGAUGCGAGAAAUACAGACUUUUUGUUGAUUAGCUCACAAGGAGCGGGGUCACAUCAAAAAUUUUACCUACGUGCUAUCAACUUCAAUUUCGUGGUAGGUAAUGUCUUUCCAGUAGAGAUCCCAGCACCCCAUUCCAGAAAAGUUACCAAUAUUUCAAAGAAUAGGCUAAAGAUGCUCGUUUACAGAGUAAUGAACUCCAAGGGUGCUCCAAGAAUAGUUGUUAAAGAUGUUUCGAAACACUUUCCAGAACAAAGUGAUAUGCAAAGUAGACAGCGGUUGAAAGAGUUUAUGGAAUACCAAAGACAAGGCGACGACCAAGGGUUUUGGAAAGUGAGAGGAAUGGAUGAUAAUAUCCCUACGGAAGAGGAGAUUCGAGCAAUGAUCACUCCUGAGGAUUCUUCUUUGAUGGGAACAAUGCAAUAUGGACAACAGUUUUUGGAGGAUAACGUCACUUUAUUUGGAGAUGAUACGAAGAAAAUGGUAAAGAAUAAGGAAAAAGAAACUGAUAAAAGGGAGGAUUCUUUAGAAGAGUUAACUCCCGAAGAAGAAUCAAAGAAGGAAAAAGCCAAGAAAACCAAAGAUAGUGAUGCAGAAGCAGAUCUUGAGGAAGAAAUGGCACUUUGGAACUUGUCAAGAAAUUUUGUUGUUGCGAACCAGACUAAAAUUAUGCUUCAGUUGAAUGGAGAAGGUGAUCCAACCGGUAUUGGGUUAGGCUUCUCGAUGCUCCGUGCAUCUCAAAAGAACCCGUUUAAGCCAUUUUUCCCACCGCCCCCAGAAGUUGUGCCGAAAAGUAAUGCAGCUGCCCAUAACCAAAAAAUGUACGAACAGGAAAUCAAAAGAAUAUGGUAUUCACAAAGAAGCUCGUUAGUUGACCAUGGACCAGAUUUCGAUUUGCAACAGAUCUACAAUGAAUAUAAGCCAGCGGACCAUGACCAAUACGCUAUGACUAAACUUGCUCAGGAGCAAAGGGACUACGAGCAAUCACAACCGGGAAAGCAGGAUGACAACAAUAAGAUAUUGAAAAUCACAAGGCGCGUACGUGAUAGGAAUGGAGUAUUGCAGAGAAAAGUUGAAGUUAUUAGUGACCCCAGGUUGAUAAAAGCGUACAUUAAGCGCAAGAAAAUAUUGGAGGAUGAAUUAUUGAAAAACGCCGACGUUGAUGAAAUCUUGCCUACCAAUGACAAAGAAUUGAACAGAUUGCGUCGUAAGGCUCUUGAAGAAAAACUUGCCAAUUUAGAAAAGAGAGCUAAACAAAACAAGGCUAAAAAGACACCAAAUGAUGCCAUCCAUGCUGCGGCUGCGGCUGGUGCCACCAUUAUUGAUGCAAAUACAGUCAUGAUGCCUGAUGGUACUUAUGUUAUUGGUGGAAAGGGUAUUGGGAAGGGAAAGAGUACUACGCGUAGAUGUAAAUCGUGUGGCUCUUUUGGACAUAUUAGAACAAACAGAACCUGUCCACUAUAUAACCAAAUGAUUGCCGGCUUGUUACCUCCGAAAUCUAAUGGAAGUGGUGCAAGCGGUGGAGGUUCAUCUCCCGAACAGUCUGAGAAUAGUAGAGAUGAUCAGAAUAGCCCUAUAAGAAAUGCUGACGACGUACAUCGUUCUGCGAGUCCUUUAGCAACUGCAUCUCCAUUAAACUUUAGCUAA